AUGGCCCCAGUAUCAACAGCAGACCUCAACUUGGCAGCCACCAACGGCCCUCCUACCAAGAUCUCCGACCCCAAAAACACAUCAAACCAAGAAAUCGGUUUCCUCUCACCACCAACCCUCCACUUCCCCAACAAAGUCGCAGAACGCGAAUACAUCAAAGGCCGUCUCGCCGGAGCCUACCGCAUCUUCGGCCACUUUGGCUUAAACGAAGGUCUCGCUGGCCACAUUACAGUCCGCGACCCUAUUGAUCCAACCACAUUCUGGGUGAACCCUUUUGGCGUAGACUUCAAUUUGAUACAGCGAAGUGAUCUGCUGCGCGUAGACCAUCAAGGCAAUAUUCUGGAUCAUGGGAAGGUUAAGGUUCUCAAUCGAGCUGCGUUUUUGAUUCAUGGGGCGAUUCAUGAGGCGAGACCGGAUGUUAUGUGUGCGGCGCAUACGCAUUCGGUUUAUGGGCGUGCGUUUUGUGCGUUGGGGAAGCAGUUGGAUACGAUUUCGUUGGAGUCUUGUAUUUUUUAUGAUGAUCAUGUUGUCUUCGAAGGCAAAGGUGUCGUUCUCGCGUCCGAUGAAGGCCAAGAUAUCGCUGCUGCACUAGGAGAUAAGAAAGCUGCCCUGCUACGGAACCAUGGCCUAUUGACCGUCGGACAGACGAUUGAAGAGGCUGUCAAUUGGUUCUACAUGCUGGACAAAUGCUGUCAUGUGAAUUUGCUCGCGGAUGCGGCUGCGAGUGGGCGUGGUACAGAGACUGUCAAGAUCUCGCAGGAGGAAGCGGAAUACACGAGAGGUGUUGCCGGAUCGCACAAGGGAGGUUGGAUGGGAGGUAAUGCGAUGUUUGACCUGAUCGAUGAGCUGACUGGAAAGAAGUAUCUCGAAUAG
Messenger RNA from Cercospora beticola, 873 nucleotides. RefSeq lists its product as uncharacterized. Gene Ontology annotation, molecular function: actin filament binding. Gene Ontology annotation, cellular component: cytoskeleton. NCBI's taxonomy places the organism in Eukaryota, Fungi, Ascomycota, Dothideomycetes, Mycosphaerellales, Mycosphaerellaceae. The record is from RefSeq and is a predicted model, not a curated record.